AGUUCGCAACCGUGUGCCGAUAGUGAGGAAGUGCUGCUGUGUGAAUUAAGAAGUAGCUGUUUCUUUUAAUUGUGUGUGCAAUAUCAUCAUGUGGCUGAUCAAAUCAGCUGCGGUGUGCCUCGUUCUGGCCCUGCUGGCUCACACCGGCCACAGCCAGCAAACUACGGCCAAGGUUCUGUGUUAUUACGAUGGAGCCAACUUCCUGAUCGAAGGUCUCGGCAAAGUUUCCCUGACUGACAUCGAAGCGGCCCUGCCCUUCUGUACCCAUCUGGUGUACGGCUUCGCCGCUGUCGACCCGGAUUCCAACAAAGCCGUGAGCCGUAAUGCCAACCUAGAUCUGGACACCGGCAAGGGCAACUACCGCCUGGUCACCGCCCUCAAACGCAAAUUCCCCGGCCUCAAGGUCCUGCUGGGAAUCGGUGGCUAUCGUUUCUCGGCCGCUUCUCCAAAGUACCUGGAACUGCUGGAAUCCGGAGCCGCUCGCAUCACCUUCAUCAACAGUGUCUACUCGAUUGUGAAGACGUACGAUUUCGAUGGUAUCGAUCUGGCCUGGCAGUUCCCACAGAACAAACCCAAGAAGAUCCGCUCCUCCCCUGGCAAACUGUGGCAUGGAUUCAAGAAAGUCUUCUCCGGCGAUAGCGCCUUGGAUGAGAAGGUCGACGAACACCGCGAGGAAUUUACUGCUUUGUUGCGUGAAAUGAAGAAUGCCUUCCGCUCGGAUGGAUAUCAGUUGGGAAUUACCGUUCUGCCACACGUGAAUGCUUCCAUGUUCAUGGACAUUCCAGCCAUUGUCAACUAUCUGGACUUUGUUAACAUUGAGGCCUACGAUAUGCAAACCCCCGAACGUAACAAGAAGGAAGCUGACUUCUAUGCUCCGAUCUAUGAACUCACCGACCGCGUGCCCGGAAACAAUGUCGAUGGAUUGGUCAAGCUCUGGUUGAACAACCACGCUCCGGCAUCGAAGCUCAUCGUGAGCAUCCCAACUCACGGCCGUGGAUGGAAGAUGAACGAAGAUUCGGGCCUGACCGGAGUUCCUCCUCUGCCGGCAGAUGGUGCUGCCCCAGCUGGUCCCCAACUGCAGCAGGAAGGAUUCUACUCAUGGGCUGAAACGUGUGCCAAGCUGCCCAACCCAAGUAACACCGCUCUGAAGGGUGCCGAUGGUCCACUGCGCAAGGUGGGAGAUCCCACGAAGCGAUUUGGCUCUUAUGCGUACCGUUUGCCCGACAGCAGCGGUGAGCAUGGAAUUUGGGUUAGUUAUGAGGAUCCGGAGUCCGCUGGCAACAAGGCUGCCUAUGUGAAGGCCAAGGGAUUGGGCGGCAUUGCGCUCAACGAUUUGGCUUUUGACGAUUUCCGGGGAAGCUGUGCCGGUGAAAAGUACCCGAUUUUGAGGGCUGCUAAGUAUAGGCUAUAAGGUGAGACGUGAAUGACCAGUAAUUGACAUGUUUUGUAAGAGUUGAUCUUGAUUGAGCAAUAAAGUUUGUUGUUUUGAG
Molecule: messenger RNA, 1490 nt
Organism: Ochlerotatus camptorhynchus
Lineage: Eukaryota; Metazoa; Arthropoda; Insecta; Diptera; Culicidae
Product: chitinase-like protein Idgf4
Exons: 4
Coding region: 89-1411 (440 amino acids)
Biological process (GO): chitin catabolic process; carbohydrate metabolic process
Cellular component (GO): extracellular region
Molecular function (GO): chitin binding; chitinase activity
Source: RefSeq, a predicted model, not a curated record